AUGCCGUGGCGCAUCUUCCGCGAUGAUAUGAGGAUUGUGAACGAGGAUGAGGUCAAAUCAAUGCUAUCCCUCGGGUCCCAACGCACAAAACUCUCGAAUAUGGGCAGCAGUAUGGUGAAGCAUCACGCGAUUAUUGGAGUCAAUACGCACGCCACCUACCAUAU
Mesorhabditis spiculigera is the source of this 164-nucleotide messenger RNA. The record is from the annotation of a GenBank genome assembly. Lineage: Eukaryota; Metazoa; Nematoda; Chromadorea; Rhabditida; Rhabditidae.